AUGUUACAGCCACGGUUAUCUGUCGCCCGGCCCUGCAUCGACAGCCUCACCACCUCCCUCUCCUUCAUCUCGCUCCGCAACUGCAAAGCAAUUCAAGUUCGACACGCUUCGCACGCCGCGCAAGGCCGCGCCAACGGUCCCACGGAUUCCGCUGGUCGCCGUCUAGGUUCCAAAAAGUCCAAUACGGAGCACGUCGUGCCGGGAAAUAUCAUCUUCAAGCAACGCGGUUCAAAAUGGCAUCCAGGCGAGAAUGUCGGCAUGGGUCGAGACCACACCAUCUAUGCCUUGGAAGAAGGAUAUGUACGAUACUACCGUAACCCACGUCUGCACCCUACAAGAAAAUACAUCGGUGUGGCAUUGGCCAAGGAGGGCAGAGCCAGCGUGCUUCCUACACCUCCAAAUGCACCGACACGGCGGCGAGUGGGCAUGAUGGCGGUGCCAAUGAGAGCGCCAGCAAGCCAGCAAGCCGCAGAAGACUUCCUGGAGGCGCAUGUCACGGGCAAUUCCAAGCCCACUGGUGGCAAAGGAAAAGGUCUGAAGCCUAGCCCAGCGACACCAACGGAUCCGCCGAUAAUGCGGACCAAUGGAUAUCGAAUUGCCAACAUCCAAUUGGCGAGGGAUGCAGAGAAGAAUGAGGUAGUGGUGCGGCCAUAUCUGCGAAAGGAUCGGUGGUAUGCGUGGAGGCAGAGGACCAGGAAGUUUAAGGAGAAGAAGAUGGCUAGAGCGGCGGUUGGGGGUAAGAAGAGGGCCCAGCAGAGUAGUAAGGGGAAGAAGGGCAAGAAAUGA
Molecule: messenger RNA, 786 nt
Organism: Cyphellophora europaea CBS 101466
Lineage: Eukaryota; Fungi; Ascomycota; Eurotiomycetes; Chaetothyriales; Cyphellophoraceae
Product: ribosomal protein L27
Exons: 1
Coding region: 1-786 (261 amino acids)
Biological process (GO): translation
Cellular component (GO): mitochondrial large ribosomal subunit; ribosome
Molecular function (GO): structural constituent of ribosome
Source: RefSeq, a predicted model, not a curated record